Capsicum annuum is the source of this 2711-nucleotide messenger RNA. RefSeq lists its product as uncharacterized. The transcript has 13 exons. NCBI's taxonomy places the organism in Eukaryota, Viridiplantae, Streptophyta, Magnoliopsida, Solanales, Solanaceae. The record is from RefSeq and is a predicted model, not a curated record. The coding region runs from base 310 to 2553 and encodes 747 amino acids.
CUAUCUAUAAUUAGUGAACAUGCUUAACUUGUCGUCUUAAAGUUGACCACAGCGAUUCCAUAUGUCUUAAUCAAGUCCUCCUCUUUCCAUAAUUAUUACUAGUAUACUGUAUACUUUUUCAUUCAAUUCAACACAGAAAGCUCGUAAGCAAAAUUCAUUUCAUCUAAACUUUAUCUUCCACAUAUCUCUAUCUCCAUUAAAUGCACUAUUAUACUACUACUACUGCUACACUUUCAUAGCUCUUUCAUCUAAUAAAUUCUGUUUUAUUUUCCUCUGUUCCUUUUUUUUUUUUUGUACUCGCCGGAAAAUAUGGCGGAUGAUUUUACGACGUCGGUAGAAAUGGGACUUCAGUUAACUAAAAGGAUUUACUACGGUAAGAAUCCGCCAAAGACAGUUGUAAUGGAGAGAAGUUCAUCUAUGAAGUCGGAGGCGAAUAAGCUGCCAUCGGCACCUAUGGUGUAUGCCGUUAUUAGGGACCCGUCGAUUGUGGAUAAUCCUGAUAUUCCGAGCUAUCAGCCGUACGUUCAUGGCCGUUGUGAUCCGCCGGCGUUGAUUCCACUUGACAUGCAGGGGAUUGCAAUGGAGGUUGAUUGUUAUAUGGAUACUGCUUUUGUAACGGUCAACGGUACUUGGCGAGUGCACUGUGUGGCUUCUAGCAGAUAUUGUGAUUGUCGAAUUGCUGUACCAAUGGGGGAGCAGGGUUCAGUUCUAGGUGUGGAAAUUGAAACACCAUCAAGAUCGUAUUCUACCUUGUUGAUUGAAUCAAAUGAUACCAAAGAUGCCGGUUUAAUAGCCAAUGCUAAAGACGGCUUCUUAUUAAGACGCCAGAUAUACACAUUAAAGGUCCCUCAGGUUGCUGGAGGUUCUAUUCUCUCCAUUAAAGUCAGUUGGUCACAGAAAAUACUGUAUCAAGAUGGUCAAUUUUCCUUAAAUAUACCUUUCAGUUUCCCGUGGUAUGUCAAUCCAGUUGCAAAACUGUCAUGCAAGAAAGAGAGGAUUCGGCUGAAUAUGAACUCUGGUAUAGGGAAAGAGAUCUUAUGUGAAAGUUCCAGUCAUCCUUUAAAGGAAACAAGCCGUUCGGUUGGUAGUUUAGGAUUUUUAUAUGAGAGUGAAGUUCGGGCAUGGUCAAUGAAUGAUUUCAGUUUCUCCUACAAAGUGCAUUCAAGUGAGAUACUUGGGAGAGUGCUCCUGAACUCUCCGUCUAUGCUUGAUUUUGAUCAGAGAGAAAUGUUUUGCUUCUAUCUAUACCCACCGACUGUCAAUACGAUGAAGGUUUUCAGGAAGCAAGUGGUAUAUGUUGUUGAUAUAAGUGCGAGCAUGCAAGGGAGGCCUCUUGAGAAUGUUAAGGCUGCACUACAGGCUGCCCUCUCUAAACUCAGUCCAGCAGAUUCUUUUAACAUCAUAGCUUUCAAUGGGAAAAGCUUAUUGUUCUCAUCCUCCAUGGUGCCGGUAGGGAAGGAGUCAAUAGGAAAAGCAGCACAGUGGAUUGACCAAAAUUUUGUAGCGGAGGGAAGCACCAACAUUUCCCUGCCUCUGAACCAGGCAAUAGAGAUGCUAUUGAAUGAUGGUGAUUCAAUUCCUCUUGUUUUUCUAAUCACCGAUGGGUCUGUUGAAGAUGAAAGAGAAAUUUGUGAAGCCUUGAGGGGACAGUUGAUGAAGAGAGGCUUGAGUGCUCCGCGAAUUUCAACCUUUGGCAUUGGCUUAUACUGUAACCACUACUUCUUGCAAAUGCUUGCUCAAAUCGGGAGAGGUUACUACGAUGCUGCAUAUGAUUUAGAUUCAAUCAGUUCUCGGCUGGAACGACUACUUAAUGGAACAUCAUCAGUCAUUCUAGCAGACCUGAAAAUUGAAGCUCUGGAAAAUCUUAAUUCAUUUGAGCUAUAUCCAUGUUAUCUGCCAGACCUGUUGUCUUCAAGACCACUGAUUGUCUCCGGUAGAUUCAUCGGGACCUGCCCUGAUUCUGUUAAAGUUAGCGGCACAUUCGAAGAUUCGAGCAAUUUUGUGGUUGAUGUCAAAGUACAAAAAGCAAAGGAUUUUCCUCUGGAAAGAGUUUUUGCAAGGAGACAAAUUGAAGCAAUAACUGUCAAUGCCUGGUUUUCUGGAAGCAAGCAACUAGAGGAGAUGGUUGUGAAAUUGAGCAUGCAAACGGGGGUGCCUUCAGAAUAUACAAACUUGAUUUUCGUUGAAAAUAAAAAGGAGAAACAGACCUCUAAAUUAGAGGCAGUAGACGAGAAGGCCUCCGAUCAAUUGAAUGUCAAGAAGAUCAUAUACCUUCGAGCACUUGGUGUUGGAUUUGGUAACUUGAAGGCGACUGCAGAUAAUCUUCCUGUGGAAGCAGCAGAACCCAAGUUGCAUGAAACGUCUGAAAUGGUAUUUGCUGCUGCUUCAAGCUUAUGUGGCAAAUUAUGUGAUACUUGUUGCUGCAUGUGUUUCAUACAGUUCUGUUCUCGGUUUAAUGAUCGAUGUGCAGUUACGUUAGCGCAGCUCUGUACAGCGCUUGCUUGUUUUGAAUGUUUUAGUUUUUGUUGUGAAGUCUGUGGAGAAUGCAACUAAUGUAUCAGCAGCUACACUACCACAGAUGUAUCAGAAAUGUAAUGGAUUGACAUUACUUUAUAUGUAUAGUUGUAUAAAUCUUUUCAUUCCAGAUGUAGUGAACUGCUUGUAUGUAAGAAUAAUAGAGGAAAUAAAAUAUAGAAGUUAAAGAGUACUCA